AUGUAUAAUUUGAUCAAAAAGCAUGACAGAGAUGAUUAUAAAGAGCUUUUGGAAUUAGUGUUAAUAUUCUUAGGUGGUACUCCGAAAAACGGGAUCAAAUUUAGAGCUCCAGGACCAAAUCAUCAUGAAAGAUGGAUGGCUAAGGCUCUAUAUGCUUUAAAAAUCUUCAUUUUUAAAAAACAGUUUAAAGUCAAUGCAACUGAAGUAAAUGGACUGAGAUAUGUCUGCUUAUUUCUAGUUAAUUUCUACACGGUUUCAUGGUUCAAUGCACCUUUUGCGAUAAAGUCAUCCUAUCAAGAUUUGAAUCUGAUCAAAAAUCUUUAUGAAUUCCGUUCUGUCCAUAAAAAAAUGUCUGAAGCAGCAACGGUGACAUUUUCAAGACACUUAUGGUACUUGUCAGAAGAGUUGGUCGGGUUAGCUUUGUUUGAUGACAGAGUUUCCUUACAUGCUAAGAGACAAACCGUAACUGCAAUAAAAACGCGAGAAAGUAAUGCUUCGAAUUCAAAAAAAUUUAUCGUCAAAGACUAUCAAUUACCGUAUCAAUUUAUGGACAAGGAUCCAGAGCUCUGGGCAUUUGAUCAAGAUUAUCUACAUUGCAAAUCUGUGUUUUCAGACUUAAAAGUUGUCAACGAUCUUGCUGAAAGAGGUGUUGCAUUAAUCCAGGACUUCAACAACUGCUUAACGAGAAAUGAAGAACAAAAACAAUAUUUAUUGCAAGUUGUCGAAGAACACAGAAAAAAAUUUCCUUACGUUACCAAAAAUAAAAUUGUAGCUACUUAUUCAAAGAAAUCAAAAAAAAUUUAA
Messenger RNA from Cotesia glomerata, 804 nucleotides. RefSeq lists its product as uncharacterized. The coding region runs from base 1 to 804 and encodes 267 amino acids. NCBI's taxonomy places the organism in Eukaryota, Metazoa, Arthropoda, Insecta, Hymenoptera, Braconidae. The transcript has 3 exons. The record is from RefSeq and is a predicted model, not a curated record.